This is a messenger RNA of Oryctolagus cuniculus (rabbit), 3041 nucleotides long. The record is from RefSeq and is a predicted model, not a curated record. NCBI's taxonomy places the organism in Eukaryota, Metazoa, Chordata, Mammalia, Lagomorpha, Leporidae.
CCAGGGCGCAGGCGCACGCCGGGCCCCGCGCUUUUCGGAAGCGGUUGGCGUUCGCAGGCGCGCGGCUGCAGGUGGGCAGUGGCGGCCGGAGCCGGGCGGAUGCCCGGGUUGAUGCGCGAAUGAGACGCGCGUGGAUUUCGCGUUCGGCUGUGCCCCGAAGCUGCGUGGCCCACCCAGGCUUUCGGACGAGGGAUGCCGGCGUCGGAGCCGCGGUCGGCUGGACCCGGUGACCUGCAGUGAGAAGGCUGGUGCCUCGCGAGGAAUGCGCAGUGAGCCGAGAACCAGUGCUCUGCGGAUGAACAGACCCUGUCGGGGUCACGUGCGCACCUGCUACAGGUACCAGCUGAUGUCCAGGGGGUCACGUGCGCACCUGCUACAGCUCAGUCUGUGACUUUUGGUGGUGCCAUCAAGGAACAUUGCAUACUCGGUGAAGUGCACAGUGCCUGGAGUGGAACUGCUUGGCUUUGACUUCUGGCACCAUUCGCAACUGGCUAACUAUAAAAUGCAGACCUCCAGCUCUAGGUCUGUACAUCUGAGUGAGUGGCAAAAGAAUUAUUUUGCGAUUACAUCUGGCACGUGUACAUCUGAACAGAAGGCUGAUGCCUACCGCGCACAGAUCUUACGCAUUCAGUAUGCCUGGGCAAACUCUGAGAUCUCCCAGGUCUGUGCCACCAGACUGUUCAAAAGGUAUGCAGAGAAAUAUUCUGCAAUUAUUGAUUCUGACAAUAUUAAAACUGGCUUGAAUAACUAUGCAGCAAGCAUUUUAGCUUUGGCAAGAUCUCAACAAACUGACAGUGACAAGUGGCAGUCUGGAUUGUCAAUAAAUAAUGUUUUCAAAAUGAGCAGUGUACAGAAGAUGAUGCAAGCUGGCAAAAAAUCCAAAGACUGUCUCUUAGAACCUGCGGAAGCCUCAGUAGUAAUCCACAAGGGGAACCCCGUCUUAGAGCUUCCCAAAUUCAGUGUUUCUGGAGGUUCUAGAGAGGGUGACCUGCUGCCUAACUCAGUGCACGAUGUGGACAGGGUGCGGGACAGCCCAGAGAGCAGCCUCCUGAGGUGUCCUCCAAGUGGCCAGCCACCCGCUGUGACCAGUACCCCCGAUACCUGCCCCACACUCUCAGCACCAUCGGGUGAGUCGGCCACUGCCAGAUUCCACACCACACCAUUAUUCGGAAAUGUCAAAAAGGAAAACCACAGCUCUCCGAGAGCCAGUGUAGGACUAGGUGUGUUCUCAUCCGAUCAGUCUUGUUUUCCCUCUGGCUGUGAGAACCCACGGAAAAGGAAGGCUUUUUAUGGUUCUGGCUUCAUUGAUGCACUUUCCAACCCAAUACCAAACAGGACUUUGAGUAGAAUGGAAGAAAAUGGCCAAAGGGAAGAGAGCAGCCUGCCCACCUUUAAAACUGCCAAAGAACAACUGUGGGUAGAUCAGCAAAAGAAGUGUCACCAGCCCCAGCGGGCGUCAGGGUCCUCAUACGGUGGCGUUAAGAAGUCUCUAGGAGCUGGUCGAUCCCGAGGAAUAUUUGGGAAGUUUGUUCCUCCUGUACCUAAGCAAGAUGGGGGAGAGCAGAGUGGAGGAAUGCAGUGUAAUAAGCCUUGCGGGGCAGGGCCCACGGAACCCACACAGCCUGUUGAUGAGCGUCUGAAGAAUUUGGAGCCGAAGAUGAUUGAACUUAUUAUGAAUGAGAUUCUGGACCACGGGCCUCCAGUGAGUUGGGAAGAUAUUGCAGGAGUAGAAUUUGCCAAGGCCACCAUCAAGGAGAUAGUUGUGUGGCCCAUGCUGAGGCCAGACAUCUUCACUGGGCUACGGGGACCCCCUAAAGGGAUUCUGCUCUUUGGGCCUCCUGGCACAGGCAAAACUCUGAUUGGCAAGUGCAUCGCUAGUCAGUCUGGAGCAACGUUCUUCAGCAUCUCUGCGUCGUCCUUGACUUCUAAAUGGGUGGGUGAGGGGGAGAAAAUGGUCCGCGCGUUGUUUGCUGUUGCGAGGUGUCAGCAGCCAGCUGUGAUAUUUAUUGACGAAAUUGAUUCCCUGUUAUCUCAGCGGGGGGACGGAGAGCAUGAGUCUUCUAGAAGGAUAAAAACCGAAUUUUUGGUCCAGUUAGACGGAGCAACCACAUCUUCUGAAGACCGCAUUUUAGUGGUGGGAGCCACAAACCGGCCACAAGAGAUCGAUGAGGCUGCCCGCCGACGGUUAGUGAAGAGGCUCUACAUCCCCCUCCCAGAAGCCUCGGCCAGGAGACAGAUCAUCGCUAAUCUGAUGUCCAGGGAGCAGUGUUGCCUCAGUGAGGGAGAAACGGAGCGGAUCGUGCAGCAGUCUGAGGGGUUCUCCGGCGCGGACGUGACCCAGCUCUGCAGAGAAGCUUCCCUGGGCCCCAUCCGCAGCUUGCAGGCGGCCGACAUCACCACUAUCACACCCGACCAAGUUCGACAAAUAGCUUAUGUUGACUUCGAAAAUGCUUUUAAAACUGUGCGGCCUAGUGUGUCUGCGAAAGAUUUGGAGACUUACGAAAACUGGAACAGAACUUUUGGUUGUGGAAAGUAAAUGAGUCACUUGAAAUUAAAAGACAGCAUCAUUAUAUUACAUUCAUCUUCAUUUUUUAGCACAGGAAAUGGAAUGUGUUCAUUGUAUUUUUUAGGAUAUGUUCUGAAUUCUGUACCUCAAACAGGAAUAGUGAAACAGCAUUGCUUAUUGGUAUUUAAGUAGAUUUAAGAUCGUACUGGCUGCUAGAGUGGAUGUGUCAGUUUUUACCUUGUUCUGCUGACUUGUAACAUUGUUUAUGCUUUUCUUCCCUUAUCAGGGCUAAUGAUGAAAACAUGUUUCAGAAAUAGCCAAGUACCAUCUAGAGUCAGAGACAUAUCUACACAAUGAGAGGGGAGUGUUGUAUUUUUUGGGGGGGAAAUAGUGUGUAACAAUAUUUUAUUGCUACUUCACAGCCUAUAAAAUUGUACUUAUUCAAAAGAGUAUUUUCAGAUUUUUAUAAUGGAUCAUUUUGUUCCUUGUAAAAAUAUUAGAAAAUAGAAAUAAUAAAAAUCACUGCAUUCCUGCU